This is a messenger RNA of Saccostrea echinata, 969 nucleotides long. RefSeq lists its product as uncharacterized. Lineage: Eukaryota; Metazoa; Mollusca; Bivalvia; Ostreida; Ostreidae. The record is from RefSeq and is a predicted model, not a curated record. The transcript has a single exon. The coding region runs from base 1 to 969 and encodes 322 amino acids.
AUGGAAUCUCAAGCCCAGACACUGAAGACCUGCAGUUUGUGUGUCAACCCUUUAGUGCUGCGCUGUAACACCUGUUGUGUAGGGCUGUGUAGCUCCUGUGUGGAAAAGCAUGUAUCUUCCAAUAGAGGGCACAUCCAUGAUGUGUCCCUGUAUGCUGACAGCCCAGUCUUCAGUCAGGCCAGAGUACUUAUCAAUGUAAAAAGUCCCCUAAAAAACAUCAAAAGGGUUCGGUUCCUGAGAGGGAAUGAGGUUUGGAUCAGUGGAAAAGAUAAAGGGAUAAGGAGAGUCGAUAUAAAUGGGUCUGAGAUUGGUACAGUAAAUACUGUAUCAGGAAUAUUUCCACACGAUAUUGCUGUCACAUCCUCUGGAAAUCUCCUGUACUCUGAUUUCAGGUCCUGUACCAUCAUGGAAGUAAAAGACGGAGUUAUUUCCCCAUUGAUAAAAUAUGAGGAUUGGACACCCCAGGGCCUUUGUAGUACAUCUGAUGGAGGACUGCUGGUUAGCUUGAUGAAGCCAAAUUUUUCAGAGAGUAAAGUAAAUCGAUAUGCAGGAACUGAGCUGAUACAAGAGAUUCAGUUUGAUGGAAAGAGAAAACCAAUAUUUGGAACAGGAAAUUUUUUGUUAUAUCUUGCUGAAAACAAAAACAAAGAUAUCUGCAUUGCAGACUGCAAUGCUUAUCAAGUUGUUGUCCUAAACAUUUAUGGAAAAGUCCGUUUUCAAUAUAAUGGUUUAACUUCGAAGUCUGUAACAAAAUUUGUUCCACGUUGCAUUGGGACAGACAGCAAAAGUCAAAUCUUGGUUGCUGAUCGUGAAAAUCAUGUGGUCCACAUCAUAAGUAAAGAUGGUCAGUUUGUGUCCUUGAUAGAUAGCUGCAGUCUUAGUCAUCCAUGUGGCCUCGCAGUGGAUGAUAAGGAUAGGCUCUGGAUUGGAGAGUUCGAUUCUGGGAGGUUGAAGGUCAUCAGUUAUUGA